Molecule: messenger RNA, 1176 nt
Organism: Penicillium vulpinum
Lineage: Eukaryota; Fungi; Ascomycota; Eurotiomycetes; Eurotiales; Aspergillaceae
Exons: 5
Coding region: 1-1176 (391 amino acids)
Source: RefSeq, a predicted model, not a curated record
AUGGCCGACCAAACGAACGCCUUCCAGGUCCUGUCAAGCGAUAAUCGCGGUACCAUCAUUACCUUAACCUCGGUAUCUCUUCUUAUUGUGGCCAUAAUCUUUGUGCUCGCUAAGUUCGCAGUCAAUACUCCCAUCUGGGCGGCUUUGAUUCUUGCAAUUAUUCAAGUCGUUCUCUUGCAAAAGGCAGUUGACCAUGGGCUAGGAAAGCACCAGGACCGGCUUACCGAAGGCGAUAUUCAAACAUGGAGCAAGUUCGCCUACGCUGCUCACAUUCUACUCAUCCUUGUCUUGUCGCUUUCGAAAAUGUCGACCAUCCUGCUGGUUUGGAAGUUAACGCCGAGUAUGAGCCUCCGUCGCAGCUGUGUUGUCACCGCUGGUAUGGUUGUCGGGUGGUCGAUAUUUGGAGUGUUGAGUAUAGCUUUCCAGUGUGAAUUGCCCGAUCUAUGGCUAUACUCCCCCGAGCGAUGUGCUGGAAAGGGAGCCCUCUUCUACCCGAUAGCAGUCGUCAACGUCCUGACAGAGAUUAUUAUCAUUGUCCAGCCGUUUAUUAUGAUGCGGAAUGUUCAAAUGGUCUGGCACAAGCGGAUGAAGAUCCGAUGCUCAUUCUCUUUGCGCCUGAGUAUCGUCGCCCUCGGAAUCGCUCACCUAGCCUUUAUACCUUCAUUUGUUCACUCAACCGACGUCUCCUGGGACAUAGCCAUUUGGGAAAUAAUCGGCCAGGCAAUGAUGCUCACAACCGUCGUAAUCGCCUGCAUCCCAACUCUCUACCACAUCUUCGCCGGCCUGCACUCUGGCCUAACCACAACUCAGAUCCCCAACGGGGUCGGGCUCGAGCUCUCGCGGACCAAGGUCAGUGGGUAUAUCAACCAAUCUUCCUCGGGAGCAAGUCACUCGCAUUCCCGGUCGCAAUCGCGUGGACGGCCAAGAAAGAACGGACCAUCAACGUUUGAUGGAUGGGGAGGUGAGACCGGGGUUAUCACUGAGGUUUCGUCGGGUCGGGAUCCGAACCAGAAUAAUGAGGUUGGUAGACGGUCUAGUUCGAGCGAGGGGACGGAGAGUACACGGCAUUUGACGCAGGAACUACAAGGGAAGGGAGCCGUGCUAAGGACGGUGGAUGUUACAGUGGAGGUUGAGGAGCAUUAUCCCCAACCACUAUCCUCAACCAGCCGGAACUAG